UCAUCUAAUACUUUCCACCAAUCACAGAGCUUCGCGCCAGAAUCCUUCCCAUUAUGACAACAAAAGUGAAAAACAUUCGUCUGUAAUAUAAUUAUUGACCGAAUACUCAAUGAAAAGGCCGUAAAGCAUAACAAAAAUUAAGAGAGAAGCAGUGUUAAUUACGUAUCCUGAGAUGCAAGGCGAGAGCAGAAGAUUUUCUUGGCAGUAAAGAACAAUAAUCAUCUAAAACAAGAACGAUUUGUCUAUUUAUGUCGUCCUGAGGAAGAAAAGUUUGUUUUUAUUUUCUCAUCAUGUCUCUCAAGAGUCAUAUCACCAAUGUAUUUAAGAUGCACGGUCUGGCCAUCCGAAGUGAUGGAGCCAAGUACCUGUGUGAACUUCUGGAGCCGCUUCCAAAAGACGAACACGAAGAAUGGAUUGAAAAAGUUGUGGAGGCCGUUCAAAAGCUACCCAUUAACUCCACAAUGAUAUCAAAGGAUGCUAUUCACAAGGCUGCUCAGGAUGUUAGUGCAUCAGAAAAUGAUGAUAUGGAAAACCUUCUUCAAAUUAUUGACAUCUUUAAAGUUCCAAAGUUAAUGUACCAUAUUGAGCGAAGAAAAUUCAUGCUAGCACCCACUGUUGCAAGGAAUCUUCAUGGGGAUGCACCAGAUAAGGCCACUCUCUUUAGAGACAGGUACACCAUGGUAUAUCAGCGAACAUGCAACCACGAGCUUUUUCGCCGUCCUGCAGUGGGUGCCAAUGAAGAUAAGAGAUUUGGUCUGAUGAAGGUUGAGUUCCUGUUAGGAUCAAGCAGUCGGCAGGAUGAUGUAGUGGUAUUAGGCCUGUUAACUCAGCUAGUGGAGGGCCAGCAUCAUUUGGAGGAUGACACAGGAGCUGUAACUCUUAACCUAACUAAUUCCAAGUUUCACACAGGUUUGUUUACUCAAAACUGUUUUGUCCUGGUGGAGGGUUGGUAUGAAGAUGGUGUCCUACAUGCCAAUGCUGUGGGCCUCCCUCCUCCUGAAACACCAAACUCAACGAGAGCACUUUUAGGGAAUGUGAACUACUUUGGAGGCCAAGGAAAUGUUUGUGCAAAAAACGUUCUCAAGCUACAGCAAGCUGAACAGGAGAACCAAGAGUCUAUGUUUGUGGUGAUGUCAGAUGUAUGGUUGGAUAAGAUAAAGGUAAUGGAGAAGUUGAGAACACUUUUCACUGGUUAUGCACAGUUUCCACCAACAGCAUUCAUAUUUUGUGGUAACUUCUUGUCAGCUUGUCACGGAUCUCAGCAGGCUGCAGAUGUCCGUCAAGCACUGUCUGCAUUGGGUGACCUUAUUGCUGAAUUCCCAGAUUUGCAGACCAAUUCGAAGUUUAUUUUUGUUCCUGGACCGAGUGACCCUGGCCCAAGUAACAUAUUCCCAAGGCCUCCCUUACCUAAGUAUGUAACAGAUGGUAUCAGACGGAAAGUUUCAAAUGCAGAAUUUGUGAGCAAUCCAUGCCGCCUCCUGUACUGCACACAAGAGAUUGUUAUCUUCCGAGAGAACAUUGUAGCUAAAAUGUGCCGCAACUGUGUGUACUUUCCAAAUAACUCUGAUGAUAUUCCUGCUCAUUUUGCAAAGACUAUGAUCUGCCAAGCACAUCUUGCUCCAUUGCCUCUUCAUGUCCUGCCUGUAUACUGGGGACUAGACCACUGCCUUGCCUUGCAUCCCACUCCAGACCUCAUCAUUACAGCUGAUAAGGGAGAUGCCUUCACUACAGUACAAAAUCAGUGCAUUGUUAUGAAUCCAGUAAUAUCUUCAGCCAAGUGGACAGCCAAAUUGGAGAUGAGGAUAUGUAGGAAAUCUUAA
Molecule: messenger RNA, 1820 nt
Organism: Penaeus vannamei (Pacific white shrimp)
Lineage: Eukaryota; Metazoa; Arthropoda; Malacostraca; Decapoda; Penaeidae
Source: RefSeq, a predicted model, not a curated record